AUGAACACCAACGAUACUACCAUCACACUCAACCUCUACGCCCGCAACAUCACUGAAUGGAAGCUAUUUGUUGUUGAACAGAUGAUGUGUUCCCGUUUCUGGCCCAAGGAUAUGAAAUUGCUUAGACCUUCUUUGGGAACUGAAGAGAUGUGGUUACGACGUGCAAUUGCGCCAGAGACCUAUCCCGUUACGGGAAAAAUGGUAGAGAUUAUCUCGAAAAAUGGCGUCUUGUCCCUAGGCAAUUUCAAGAAAUUGGAUGGACGGGGUUUGGCAGGUAGUUAUGUUGGUGUAAUGUGGGAGAGGUGGAGAGAAUACAUCUGCAGCGGGGGCUCCGUGUUAACAUCUAUCUACCAAAAACCAGAGGAAAGCUCAAGUACACAGAGUACCAAAGAUCCAUUAGGAUGGUAUGAAACGCUGAAAAUGCUAUGGAAGGGAAAUGGAAUUGUGCCUAGAUGGGAUGGAGAAACGUGUCGAAGGGAGAAUGGUGAAAGGGAGUUUAUGGCUACAAUGAGGGAUCCGCCAUUUGUGCUGCAGGCCCCGAAGAAAUUGGACGGGUGGGAGAAAACGCGGUUGGAUGAGGGCUCUUGGAGAUGGGUGGUGGGGGUAGGGACUGAGGUUGUGGGAUGGGCUUGGGGGGGUGUAAGGAGUUAUCUAACUGCUGGUGAUGGUGAUGAGGUUGGAGGGCUUUUGGAGCGGAGGGGAUCUACUUGGAUGGGACGAGAAAGGGGGUUUCGUGCUGGGGAUUGA
This is a messenger RNA of Hymenoscyphus albidus, 747 nucleotides long. NCBI's taxonomy places the organism in Eukaryota, Fungi, Ascomycota, Leotiomycetes, Helotiales, Helotiaceae. The record is from the annotation of a GenBank genome assembly.